Messenger RNA from Solanum dulcamara, 4236 nucleotides. RefSeq names its product PH, RCC1 and FYVE domains-containing protein 1-like. Gene Ontology annotation, molecular function: metal ion binding. Lineage: Eukaryota; Viridiplantae; Streptophyta; Magnoliopsida; Solanales; Solanaceae. The transcript has 9 exons. The coding region runs from base 593 to 3976 and encodes 1127 amino acids. The record is from RefSeq and is a predicted model, not a curated record.
UCAUUCAUCUCAGACGCCUUUUGUGUUCUUUGACUCUCUCUGUACUUACGCGGACACCACCUUCUUCUUCCUCUUUCAAUUUUCUCUCUCUAACUCCAUUUUACUUUCUCUCUCUUCUCUCUCUCACACAAUUCUUCCGUUUUUAUCCAAAUUUUCACACUUCCGGCGCCGGAACCGCUUCACUAGCGGCGCCACCUUUCUCCGGCCACUGGAAAACGGCCGGAAGAGUUUUGUUUUCCAGUUGAAAAUACAGAAUCACUGCAAUUAUUGUUUGACUUAGACGACUUUAGUUUGACUUGAAGCAUUGACCGGACGUCGGCGAGUUUUGGUGGUGAGAAGCGGUAGGUAGUGGAGCUGUUCAGAUCUGUGAGGAUUUAUUCCUAGGGUUUGAUUCUUAGUGAAUGUUGAAAAGUUUUUGAGGUUAGGGUGUUUUGGAAGAUUUUGAAGUGUGGAUGGUAGUGUACGGACGGCGUUGCGCGGUGGUCGUCGUCGUCGCCGGAGUUGGAGGAGGAGUUGAUGAUGAGCGGAGGUGUUGAGAGUAGAAGGUGGCGGAGGUGGCGGUGGUGUGAAAUUGGUUGCUCUUUCACAUGGAAUGGCAGAUCUUGUUAGCUAUGGUGAUGCCGACCGUGAUAUUGAGCAGGCACUAAUUGCUUUAAAGAAAGGAGCUCAACUGUUGAAAUAUGGACGCAAAGGGAAGCCCAAGUUCUAUCCAUUUAGACUUUCUAAUGAUGAAUUAUCUUUAGUUUGGAUCUCUAGCAGCGGUGAAAAGAGUUUAAAGUUAGCUUCAGUGUCUAGAAUCAUUCCUGGGCAAAGAACUGCUGUUUUUCGACGUUAUCUUCGUCCUGAAAAGGAUUACUUGUCCUUCUCUCUCAUAUACAAUUACGGAAAAAGAUCCCUUGAUCUGAUCUGUAAGGAUAAGGUUGAGGCAGAGUUCUGGAUCACUGGCCUAAAAGCUUUGAUAUCUUCUGGACAAGGUGGACGCUCAAAGGUUGACGGUUGGAGUGAUGGAGGCCUCUACUUUGAUGAUAAUCGAGAUUUGACAUCAAAUAGUCCAAGUUCUAGUUCUGUUAGUGCUACAAAAGAAAUUAGCUCUCCAGACGCUUCCUUAAGUUCCAACCCAAAUACUUCUCCUAAGAGCUAUCAACCUUAUAACUUUGUGCAGUCUGAAAGGUCACAUGUAGCUUUGGAUCAAGCAAAUAUGCAGAACAUUCAAGCCAAAGGAUCUGCUUCAGACGUGUUCCGAGUUAGUGUUUCCAGUGCCCCCAGUACUUCUAGUCAUGGUUCUGCACCAGAUGAUUGUGAUGCUUUGGGCGAUGUUUAUAUAUGGGGUGAGGUAAUAUGUGAUAAUAUUGUCAAGGUUGGACCUGAAAAAAAUUCCAGUACGGUGAGUACAAGGGCAGAUGUGCUUGUUCCAAGACCACUGGAAUCCAAUGUAGUUUUGGAUGUUCAUCAUAUAGCUUGUGGGGUCAAGCAUGCUGCCCUUGUCACCAGGCAAGGUGAAAUCUUUACAUGGGGUGAAGAAUCUGGUGGCCGACUAGGCCAUGGUGUUGGGAAGGAUGUCACUCAACCUCGGUUUGUUGAAUCAUUGUCCCUUUGCACCAUUGACUUUGUUGCAUGUGGUGAGUUUCACACCUGCGCUGUUACAAUGGCUGGUGAAUUAUAUACUUGGGGGGAUGGCACACACAAUGCUGGGCUUCUAGGUAAUGGCACUGAUGUCAGCCACUGGAUUCCAAAGAGAAUAUCAGGCCCUCUGGAAGGACUUCAAGUUGCAUCAGUAACAUGCGGUCCAUGGCAUACUGCUUUAAUAACAUCAACUGGGCAGCUCUUCACAUUUGGGGAUGGAACAUUUGGUGUUUUAGGCCAUGGUGAUAGGGAAAAUGUAUUGUUCCCCAGGGAGGUGAAGUCUCUGUCAGGUCUGAGGACGAUUGCUGCUGCAUGUGGAGUAUGGCAUACUGCUGCUGUAGUUGAAGUUAUCGUGACGCAGUCUAGUGCUAGUAUUUCAUCUGGAAAAUUAUUUACUUGGGGAGAUGGAGAUAAAAACCGUCUUGGACAUGGUGAUAAAGAACCUCGACUGGAACCUACUUGUGUACCUGCACUUAUUGAUUACAAUUUUCACAAAAUUGCUUGUGGGCAUAGUUUAACUGUCUGCUUGACCACAGCUGGCCAUGUUUUUACAAUGGGAAGUACCGUCUAUGGACAACUUGGAAAUCCUUAUUCUGAUGGGAAGUUGCCUUGUCUGGUAGAAGACAAACUUUUGGGGGAAAUUGUUGAAGAUAUUGCUUGCGGUUCAUACCAUGUGGCUGUUUUGACAUCCAAAAAUGAGGUUUAUACGUGGGGCAAGGGAGCCAAUGGGAGAUUGGGUCACGGGGAUGUAGAGGACAGGAAAGCCCCCACUUUGGUUGAAGCUUUGAAGGAUAGACAUGUGAAAUAUAUUGCUUGUGGUUCUAAUUACACUGCUGCGAUAUGUCUUCACAAAUGGGUUUCUGGUGCUGAGCAGUCUCAGUGUUCAGCCUGUAGACAGGCUUUUGGGUUCACAAGGAAAAGGCACAAUUGCUACAACUGCGGGCUUGUGCAUUGCCAUGCAUGUACUUCAAGAAAAGCGAUAAGGGCAGCACUGGCUCCAAAUCCAAACAAACCGUAUCGUGUAUGUGAUUCUUGUUUUACAAAACUGAGUAAGGUUGCUGAGAUCGGAAUCAAUAACAGGAGAAGUGCCGGACCUCGCCUUUCUGGUGAGAACAAGGACAGGCUGGACAAGGCUGAUAUACGAUCAGCAAAAUCAGGAAUGCCACCCAAUCUUGAUUUGAUCAAGCAGCUAGAUAGUAAAGCAGUCAAACAAGGGAAAAAAGCUGAUACGUUUUCCUUGGGUCGUUCCUCUCAAGCUCCUUUGUUACAGCUGAAAGAUGUAGUUUUGUCGACCACUGGUGAUCUGCGUUGGGCAGUUCCAAAACCAGUUAUGAUCCAAUCGGGUGUUAGUUCCAGAUCUGUGUCACCUUUCUCUAGGAAGCCAAGUCCACCACGCUCAGCAACACCGGUACCUACCACUGCAGGACUUUCAUUCUCCAAAAGCAUUGCUGACAGUUUGAAGAAGACCAAUGAGCUUUUAAAUCAGGAAGUUCACAAACUACGGGCUCAGGUCGAGAACCUGAGACAUCGUUGUGAACUUCAGGAGUCGGAGCUGCAGAAAUCAACAAAAAAAGCCCAGGAAGCAAUGGCUUUGGCGGCCGAAGAAUCUGCUAAAAGCAAAGCUGCAAAAGAAGCUAUGAAGUCGCUGAUGGCGCAGCUCAAAGACAUGGCUGAAAGGUUGCCGCCUGGGGCUUAUGACGUAGAGAGCCUCAAACUAGCUUAUCUACCGAAUGGUUUGGACGCAAAUGGCAUUCACUAUCCUGAUGCUAAUGGGGAACGCCAUUCGAGAUCUGAUUCUGUCACUAGCUCUUACAUGGCCUCUCAAACCAGCAUGGACUUUAGUACAUAUGGAAUGCAAAGCCCCAGCAGAUACCAAAGGGAUUCUAGUAGCAUUGACGCUAUUACAAACAAUCAAAUCCUGACCUCCAAUGGUACCGAUGAUCGAGGUGAAGUUAGACUGCCUAAUGGUAGUGAGGCACAGGUGAACAUCAAUAGUGCAUCUCAAGCUGUUGAUAAUGAAGACGCUGAAUCUUUACAAGACAAUGCAAACGGAUUGAAAUCAAGAAAUUCUCUGCCUUCUGGCAACCCUAACCAAAUUGAGGCUGAAUGGAUUGAACAAUAUGAGCCUGGAGUGUAUAUUACCCUAAUGGCUCUUCGAGAUGGCACUAGAGAUCUCAAACGAGUUCGCUUCAGCCGCAGAAGAUUCGGGGAGCACCAAGCCGAGACUUGGUGGUCAGAGAACCGUGAAAAAGUUUAUGAGAGAUAUAAUGUUCGUGGUUCAGACAAGUCAUCGGUUACAGGCCAGGCUGCUCGGAGGUCUGAAGGGGCUCUCUCUCCAUCUUCCCAAAUUUAGAAAUUCGUUAGUAGAUCUGUAUUAGCAAUCUUUCUCUACUUUUUUUUGAUUAUUGUGGUGCGGAAUGCUCGUCAAAUUAUUGGGGAGGAGAGAGCCAAAACCCUUCACUUCCAUUCUGACCCCAUCCCACAAAUUCCUCAGCCUUUUUUUUGUGUUACUUUUUGGUUCAGUCUUAUUUCUUAGGAGGUUCCCCAUUUAACUUAUUUGUUGUUGUAUUGUAGUGUAAAUAAUAGUAUCAAUCAAUUAUAUUUGUUGCCCAA